AUGUCAUCGAAAUCCGUUCUCAUUACCGGCUGCAGCGAUGGAGGAAUCGGCGCAGGUUUAGCCCUUUCUUUCCAAAAACACGGCUGGAAAGUCUUUGCAACAACUCGCAACAUCUCAAAGAUGGCAAGCCUGGCAAACCUCCCCAAUGUCCAACUCCUCGCACUCGACGUUACCUCUUCACUCAGCAUCGAAGCUGCCGUCGAAGCAGUAAAGCAAGAGACUGGAGGAAGUCUCGACUGCCUGUGCAAUAACGCUGGUGCAUUAAUGAUGAUGCCGGUGUUGGAUACUGAUGAAGAGGAAGCUAGAAACAUGUUUAAUGUUAACCUCUGGGGCCCUUUGGCGAUGAUAAAAGCAUUUUCUCCUCUUAUUAUGAAUGCAAAGGGAACUAUUGCCAACACUGGCUCCAUAGCUGGUUACUUGAAUGUCCCUUUUGGAGGGGCAUAUGCGGCAUCGAAAUCAGCCGUCAUGAUUCUGAGCGAGACGCUACGUCUAGAGAUGGCUUCAUUUGGGGUCAAAGUACUCACAGUUGUAACGGGAGUCGUUAACAGCAAUCUCGGAUCCGAAAACACUGGGUUCCAACUACCUUCAACUUCGCUUUACAAGGGCGCAGAAGAAGCUAUUAGAGAACGUGCUCUUGGAGGUGGCGGUGCAAAAAUGAGCACUGAAGAGUACUGCGAGAAAUACGUCAAGGCAGUGGAGAGAGAAUCGAGCGGGCAAGUUUGGAUUGGCAACAGCACGACAGCAGUGAAAUGGGGCAAAUAUCUUCCUGCAAGUGCUAUACAGGAUUCUUUGGUUUCUCAGGGAACAGGAUUAGAUCAAGUCUGA
This is a messenger RNA of Trichoderma aggressivum f. europaeum, 825 nucleotides long. RefSeq lists its product as uncharacterized. The coding region runs from base 1 to 825 and encodes 274 amino acids. Lineage: Eukaryota; Fungi; Ascomycota; Sordariomycetes; Hypocreales; Hypocreaceae. The transcript is spliced from 3 exons. Gene Ontology annotation, biological process: phosphatidic acid biosynthetic process; triglyceride catabolic process. The record is from RefSeq and is a predicted model, not a curated record. Gene Ontology annotation, cellular component: endoplasmic reticulum; lipid droplet. Gene Ontology annotation, molecular function: acylglycerone-phosphate reductase (NADP+) activity; triacylglycerol lipase activity.